Messenger RNA from Trichoderma atroviride IMI 206040, 2724 nucleotides. RefSeq lists its product as uncharacterized. Gene Ontology annotation, biological process: DNA-templated transcription; regulation of DNA-templated transcription. Gene Ontology annotation, molecular function: zinc ion binding; DNA-binding transcription factor activity, RNA polymerase II-specific; DNA binding. Lineage: Eukaryota; Fungi; Ascomycota; Sordariomycetes; Hypocreales; Hypocreaceae. The record is from RefSeq and is a predicted model, not a curated record.
AUGGAUCGCAUGGGAAUGUUCCAGAUGCCGCCGCUGGUGGCGCCGCAGCUUACAAACCAGCCGCCCCAGAUCUUUGGCUCGUAUCUGGCCGAGGGCCUGCCGCAGCUGACACCGGACAUGGCGGCCCAGUUGUUCCCGGAUUCUAGCAUGUUGCUGGACGACAGUCUUGAUGCCAAGAGGAGGAGAAUUGCUAGGGCAUGUGACCAGUGUAGAAGGAAGAAGAUCAAGUGUGACGGCAAGCUUCCGUCAUGCACACACUGCACCAACUACAAGACUGAAUGCGUCUUUACCCAGAUUGAAAAGAAGAGGACGCCGCCAAAAGGUGCCAAAUACAUUGAGGCGUUGGAGAACCGCUUAGGUCGUAUGGAAAAGCUUCUUCGAUUGGCCGGUAUUCUCGAGAAUGAAGAUGAUGAUCUUGCCGAACUCGAAAAGAGACUUACCGAGAAGGCACAGCAGGGAGGUGCUGCUCACAGCUCAGGGCCUUCCUCACCUUUGCAUCUUGCGUCAGAAAGUGAGGCCACAGCAUCUCCCAGAAGCUCCGUGACAUCGCCAGGUCUACAGAAAGACAAAGACAAGAGACAGGAGGAUAAAAGCAAAUUAGGCGCCACGCCAGCAAGCACUCAAGGAGAGGAAGAAGUCGAGGCUUUAUCUGAGAUGAUGUGCUCUUUGGUGACUAAUCAAUCUGGCGAGACGAGAUAUAUCGGCUCUUCAUCCGGAUUCUCCAUCUUCUCGCCAAAGGGCGUCCAGUGGAUCAAUCAUAAGACCGGCGACAACUCAUUCCAGAAUAUGAUUUCUGAAGUCUCGGAAGAUGACCACAAAUGGACUAAUUGGAAGCCUGAGAUAUUCGGGGAUCUUUUCAAGCGACCCGUCUUCCGACCUCUACCAUCCAAGCCCGAAGCAAUGUCUCUGCUCAAAGAUUUCUUCGAAAAUUUCAACUGCAUGUUCCCACUCUUCCAUCAGCCAACUUUCAUGCACUUAGUCGAGCGUCAAUAUUCUGAUGACCCCUACCAGGGGUCCGGCUGGUGGGCAAGUCUCAACUGUGCUUUGGCCAUCGCUCAUCGCCUGCGUGUCAUGAGUAACCUAGUUCCACAAGAGGAGGAUGAAAAGGCAUGGGGUUAUUUGAAAAACGCCAUGGGCGUCUUUUCCGAGCUUGCCAUGCGCAACACAGACUUGCUGAGUGUCCAGGCUCUACUGGGGAUGGCGCUCUUCAUGCAGGGAACUCCCAACCCUCAGCCAGCCUUCCUCUUGAUUUCCGUCUCCAUUCGACUUGCGCAUAGCAUUGGCCUCCACAAGAAAGGAACGGGAUUCAACCUCAAUCCGAUUGAAAUUGAGCAGCGCAAGAGAGUCUUCUGGAUUGCCUAUAUGCUAGAUAAAGACCUCUGUCUUAGAGCAGGUCGCCCUCCUGCCCAGGAUGACGAUGAUAUGAACGUUGAGCUCCCCGACGCCGAUCCGGAAGAUAACAUUGGCAAUAUCCCUUUGGCUGAUGGAAAGGGCAAAAUGAACUUGUUUCGAGUCAUGUGCGAGUUUGCCGUCAUUGAAAGCAAUGUGUACAGGAGACUGUAUUCAGCCAAGGCAGCAAAGCAGUCCGACGGCGAGCUUCUCGCUACGAUUGGAGAACUGGACCAGCAACUGGAGGAGUGGAAGGACAGGAUUCCCAUUGACUUUCGCCCUGAGCAUGAAAUCAGGGCCUCACACACACCGCUCAUUCUCCAUAUCGUCAUGGUGCAUUUUACCUACUAUAAUUGUCUGACCACGAUCCAUCGUAUGUCAGUACACCAUGGCUUUUGGACCAGCCGGCUGGCCAACUAUGCCAUCUCAGGCCAGAAUGUGCGACCGUUGAACCCGAGAAUAUUCUCGUCUGCUAUGCUUACGACAGCAGCAGCGCGAGCAUCCAUCUCUUUGCUCAAAUAUGUCCCUCAAGGCGAUUUCUCAUGUGUCUGGCUGGUUCUUUACUUUCCAGUUUCAGCACUGGUUACCCUUUUUGGAAAUAUCCUGCAGAAUCCUCUCGAUGCGCGCGCGAAAUCAGAUGUUAAACUAAUGAAUCUGGUCGUCACGUUCCUCUCCAUGCUUGGCCAAGAGGCGGAGCAGGGAGGAGUGCACAGAAUGUUGGGCGUGUGCUCUGAAUUCUGCCGUAUCGCACAAAGUGUCAUUGAAAAGGCCGACAGGGAGCAAUCUGCGCGCCGAAAACGAAAGGCAGCAGAUACUCCAGGAAGCACUGAAGGUCGCAAUCAAUCUUUGCCGCCUGGUGCCACGGCAGCUGCAUCCGCGGCCAAAACUUCGACACCAGCAUCUUCCGCACAGGAUACGCCAAAAUCAAGCUCCACGACGGCAGCAACAACGCCCCAGGCGGCUGUCCAUGACACCCUGUCGCCUGAAUUCGUCGCGGCGCGCGCAUCGUUCCAGAAUGCAGUGAAUAAGACGCCGUCAGGGCUAUCACCAUUGGCUGACUCGAUGCAAUGGGGCCCAGAUGUCCAGAUGGGCCAGGAUAUGGACUUUGACACGUUUGGUGACUUGGCCGGAUUGAAUAGUGACAUUCAAUCGCCGCCACUGCCUGGUGGUGGUACGUUCCAGCAGCCUCUGCUCCCGCAGGAUCUCUACUCCAUGACCAUGGGCCUGGACUGGAACUGGGUUGAAAUGAGUGGAGGGGCGUAUCCCACGGUAGAGAAUGGCAACUUUGGCAACCUCGAGAAUACUGGGGUAAUUGAUCCAAGACGGCAGAUGUAA